Molecule: messenger RNA, 2109 nt
Organism: Armigeres subalbatus
Lineage: Eukaryota; Metazoa; Arthropoda; Insecta; Diptera; Culicidae
Exons: 2
Coding region: 1-2109 (702 amino acids)
Source: RefSeq, a predicted model, not a curated record
AUGAUCAGCAGCGUUUGCAUUACUUGCGUUCUUGCCUCUCUGGUGAAGCUGCAACCAUCGAAACUCCGGAAGAAUCUUUCUUCUCUGUGGAAAGCACUUGAAGCGCGGUACGAAAACCGUCGCUGGUUGGUCGAUCGUCAUCUUGCUGAAAUCUUCCAACUAAAACCGAUACCCAGUGAAUCUUCUUCUUCCCUACGUGAUCUCGUGAAUGUUGUGCAGAAAAAUCUUCGUGCUCUAUCGUCAUUGAAACUGAACCUUGAUACACUUUCGGAGUCAAUGGUGGUCCACAUUGUCGCCUCCAAAUUGGACAAACAAACCCAUAAGGAUUUCGAAUCUCAUUUAACCGGUACCAAUCUAGUGAAGUGGCAGGAUAUGGUCGAUUUUCUGCAAAAUAGGUGCCGCAUUCUGGAGAAUUUGGAACAGGAUCACAAACCUGCCGCUCGUGUCGGCAGCAAACCCAUCGGUGUCAAGCAACUUCCGAAGGUAUUAGUGAGUACAAGAGAAGAUGAUUCCAAGAAGAGUGGCGCCCCGAGAAGCGUUUCGUCUUUGAGGGCAAAUACAGGAGGCAACGAAUCGGAAUCUCAGCCGGGACCUAGUCGAGUCGAGUUGUGCACAAUUUCGGAAGUUGUCGAUUUGGUCCAUCCUACCAAUCCUGUCUCGAUGGAAGCGUCCGGACCAGAGGCGUUUCGUAUUCCGAGCAGCGAUGUGAAAGCGAAUAGAGUGUCAAGGAAGGUCCAGCUUAUCGCAUCCACUGAUCAGGCCUUACUGCAUACUGCUGUUGUCUACAUUCGUGGUGGAAAUGGUGAGCUGCAAGAGUGCCGAGCAGUUCUAGAUUCCUGUGCGAUGUCGACGUUUAUGACGAGUGCGUGUGUGCAGAAACUACGACUGAAACCGUUCCCAUCUGAUGUUUCUGUUGUUGGAUUUGGAGGAACAGGCAAAAAAAUUGCCGAAGCUGUUGUUGCCGAGGUGAGUUCGAAAUCAUCCUACUUCGUCUCACUGUCGGAGUUUCUCGUUACCCCCAAUAUAACAACGAAAUUGCCACUUCAACCAUUCAAAACUGCACAAUGGGAAAUUCCAGAGUGGGUCGAAUUGGCCGAUCCGCACUUCAACCUACCAGCACGUGUGGAAAUACUGUUCGGCAUAUUGGAUUGGGACAAAAUGAUGCUAAGUCGAAGCUAUCAACUUUCGGAUGGUCUACCUACCCUCCGGAAAACAGUGUUUGGGUGGGUUGCCGGAGGUCCAGUAAUUGAAAGGCGUUCAUACCCUGUUGUACAAGCGCUUCCGAUCACGAAUGAACAAUUGGACGAUCAACUUUCGAGGUUCUGGCAAUUGGAGGGUUACGGUCAAGAGCGGAUCUAUGGCGGAGAUGAACAAAGGGCUGAGGAACAUUACACUUCGACUCAUUAUCGUGACGAAAGUGGUCGUUACGUACUCGCUCUGCCAUUCAAGAAUACGGAGUUUGAACUUGGCGAUUCCAGCCAUAUGGCUCAUCGCAGAUUUCUUCUGCUCGAAAAGCGACUAGCCAAGGAUCACAACUUGUACUCCGAGUAUCGAAAGUUUAUGCAAGAGUACUUUGACCUGGGGCACAUGGAGAAGGUCGGAACGUUCAAUUCCGCUGAACCAUCCAACGAAGAAUGUUAUUUUAUCCCGCAUCAUGCUGUGCAACGGCCGGAAAGCAGCACCACAAAGGUACGGGUAGUUUUUGAUGCCUCCGCUAAAAGCAACAACGGAGUGUCAUUGAACGAUUUGCUACUUGUUGGACCAACACUGCAACCUCAACUGGUGAACAUUUUGCUUGCUUUUCGUAUCCACAAAGUUGUCGCUACUACAGAUGUGUCGAAAAUGUUCCGACAGAUCUCCAUCCGAGAAGAAGAUCGUCGUUUCUUGUUAAUUUUGUGGCGACCCCGUCCCGAGGAAGAACUUUGUAUCUACCGACUCACAACCGUGACUUACGGUACAGCCUGUGCUCCAUACCAAGCCACUCGAACCCUAUUCCAAAUUUUUGAGGAUGAAGCCAAUAAUUUUCCGUUAGCAGCACAGUUUGGGAAGAAGUCUAACUACGUCGAUGAUGCACUUUUCGGUGCAGAAACGGUCAAAGAGUUCCUGUAA